ACCUUUAUUGUACAUUCACAAAUUUUUCAGCUGUGCUAAGCUAACAGCUUAAGAGCAUCAUACUGAUGUGUUAUGAAGUUCCAAUUAACUUACAAUGAAGAUGCCUUGUCAGUGAUUCGAAUAUGGACUUGAGAAGUAUCACGGAUCAGUCUCCACUGAUCCAAGCCAUAUUUAGCCGAAACGCAGAAGAUGUUACAUCUUUGUUGAACCACAACGAAAAUGUCAACGCACAGGACCAAGAACAAGGGACACCACUUCAUGCUGCUUCUUAUUUGGGUGAUGUCCAUGUUAUGGAAAUACUUAUUAGCUCAGGAGCAAAUAUCAGCGCUAAGGACACUGGGAUGCUUACUCCUUUACAUCGAGCUGCUGCCUCAAGAAACAAAAGGGCUGUGGAGCUGCUGCUAAAACACAAAUCAGAAGUCAACUCGCGGGACAAAUUCUGGCACACACCCUUACAUGUUGCAGCAGCAAACUGGGCCACAAGCUGCGCUGCGGCGCUGAUACCACAUGUUUGCAGCCUGGAUGUUACCGACAAGUUGGGAAGGACACCGCUUCACUAUGCAGCACACAGUGGCCACAGAGAGAUGGUGAACUUGCUUGUGUGCAAAGGAGCCAAUGUAAGCGCCAAAGAUAAGAAGGAGAGGCAGCCAAUUCACUGGGCUGCACACCUUGGGUAUUUGGAGGUUGUGAAACUGCUGGUUUCUCAUGGUGCAAGUGUGACGUGCAAAGACAAGCAUGGUUAUACUCCACUUCACGUUGCAGCUGUCAGUGGACAACUCGACGUGGUCAGCUAUCUGCUGAGACUUCGGGUUGAGCCUGAUGAGCCCAACAGCUUUGGGAACACGGCCCUUCAUAUGGCCUGUUACACGGGGCAGGACAUCGUAGCCUCAGAACUGGUGAACUGUGGCGCCAACCUUAACCAGCCAAGUUACCAUGGCAACACUCCACUGCACAUGGCUGCUGCUUCUUCCUGUGGGGUGAUGUGUUUUGAGCUGUUGGUCAACAACGGUGCUGAUGUCAGCGUGCAGAACAAAGAUGGGAAGACCCCUUUACAUAUAGCUGCAAAGUAUGGACGCUUCACCGGCUCACAGAUUCUGAUUCAAAAUGGUGCAGAGAUUGAUUGUGGGGAUACAAAUGGAAACACCCCACUUCAUAUUGCUGCCAAAUAUGGGCAGGAGUUACUGAUCAGUACUUUAUUGACAAAUGGCGCUGACAAAAACAGACAAGGGAUUCAUGGGAUGCUUCCAUUGCAUUUGGCAGCCCUCUGCGGCUUUCCAGACUGUUGCCGCAAGUUGCUGUCCAGCGGCCAUUUCUACAACUCCAUGCCCUCUGCAGUGGGCAGCCCCAGCUCGGGAGAGGAAUUGGACAUAAACAUGUCAGAUGAUCAUGGGAGGACCGCCCUGCAUGCAGCUGCGUCUGGAGGAAAUGUAGAAUGUCUGAAUUUGCUGUUAAACUGUGGUGCAGAGUUGGAUAUAAAAGACAUUUUGGGGAGAUCUCCUCUGCACUAUGCUGCAGCCAACGGGAACAGCCAGUGCACCGUCUCCCUGGUAAGAGCUGGUGCAGAGGUCAACGAUGCAGACCUGAUGGGCUGCAGCCCUCUUCACUACGCUGCAGCUUCACACGCCUUCUGCGGGGGAGAAACGGUCUCCGGUUCAAGUCUCAGUGAGGAGAAAGAACAUGAAGCUUAUCUGUGUUUAGAUUACUUGCUAGACAACGGUGUGGACCCGACUCUGAAGAACUGUCGGGGUUACAGCGCUGUGCAUUACGCAGCAGCGUGUGGGAACAAACAGCAUCUGGAGCUGCUCUUGGAGAUUUCUUUUAAUUGCCUUGAAGAAGCUGAAAGCAAUAUUCCAGUCAGUCCUUUGCACUUAGCUGCUUAUUAUGGUCACUGUGAAGCACUCGGGCUGCUUUGUGAGACUUUAGUGAGUUUGGAUGUUCGCGACAUUCAAGGGCAAACUGCCCUUCACCUGGCUGCUCAGAGGGGCUUUUCUCAGUGUGUGGAGGUCCUGCUGGAGCAUGGCGCCUCCUACGGCCUGAGGGAGCACAAACGCAGGUGGACAGCUCUGCACGCUGCAGCUGCUGAAGGCCAGGUGGACUGUCUGCUUUUACUCGUCAACUGCAAGCAAAACGUGGACGUCGUUGACAGUCAAGACACACAGGGGCGAACGGCUCUCAUGCUGGCGGCUCUGGGAUGUCACACGGACUGCGUUCACAUCCUCUUAGAGAAAAAAGCCAAUCCUGAUGCAGCAGAUAAAAAAGGCUUCACUGCCCUUCACAGAGUUGCCAUGUUGGGCAGCGAGGAGUGUGAAUCUGCUCUGUUGGAACACGGGGCUUCUGCUCUGUGCAGAGACUUUCAGGGAAGAACGCCGUUGCACCUCGCAGCGUCCUGCGGGCACACAAAGCUGCUCGGUGCCUUGCUAAAAGCUGCCAGGAAAGCGGAUCCUCUGGACUCCAUGCUGGACUUCAGAAGCUACACGCCUACACACUGGGCUGCCUAUCAUGGACAUGAAGGAUGUUUACACGUUUUACUUGAAAACAGGAUUUUUAGCAACCAGGAAGGGAAUCCGUUCACCCCGCUGCACUGUGCUUUAGUCGGUGGAUUUGAUGCUGCUGCGGUGCUGCUAGUAAAGGCUGCUGGGCCUCAAAUUGUCAACAAAAAGGAUGCAAAAGGAAGGAGUCCGCUGCAUGCAGCCGCGCAUUCAGGAAGUGUUGCCGGCCUCCAGCUGUUGCUGACCUGCGGAGCAGAGGUUAAUGCUGUGGAUCACUUUGGGCGUUCUGCCCUGAUGGUUGCUGCUGACUGUGGACAGACUAUGGCUGUUGAGUUCUUGCUGCACAAAGCGAAUCCAGACCUGAGCCUGGUGGAUGCUAAUAAUAACACAGCACUUCACUUGGCCUGCAACAAGGGUCAUGAGAUGUGUGCUCUGCUGAUCCUGGGAGAAAUAACAGAUUCUUCUCUCAUCAAUGCCAGAAAUAACUCUCUUCAGAUGCCCCUUCACAUUGCUGCAAGAAAAGGCCUGGCCACUGUCGUGCAGGUGUUACUAAGCCGAGGUGCAGCCGUCAUGGCUCUAGAUGAGAAAGGACUCACACCAGCUCUGGCCUGCGCCCCAAACAAGAACGUAGCCGACUGCUUGGCCCUGAUCCUCUCCACCAUGAGACCUUUCCCCCCCAGAGAAGCUGACGCCACGACAGCCUCGCACUUCAACCCCAUCCUCAAGAACUGUGCUAUUUCUGCCACCUGUGGCUCUAAUGGAAAUCUGUGUCAUGCCUAAACAGUGGUAUUCUCCGAAGGGAAAAUCCACCACUUAUUGCUGAAAGUGUUAUUCGGUCAUCAUCAAGCACAGACUCAAACAUAAGCCAUUCUCCUCAAUCUGGUGUUGUUUUUAUUAGCGGAAGCUUCCUAUCAUUUACUCUAGCUUGAGUUGUGAAGCACCUAUCAUCAGAACUUAUUCUUUUACUUUAAUAGUUUUACUCCACUGAAUGCCAGUAUUAGCUUUAUAUAAGCUUAAAAAUCCAUACACCUAUUUCUAAGCUGAGCUCUACUUUCCAUUUAACACAUUUUAAACUUUUCCAUGGAAACAUAACAGCUAAAAGACUACCGGUACGUAAAGGUGCUUUUAUUUUGAAGUGAUGCUUAAAUAGGAGCCUUCUAACAUGGGAUACAUAGUGCCUGCCAACAUUAUGUACAGUUUUCGUACACAAACACAGCCGCUUUGAGGCUUUGUGUAAUAACAAUGUUAAAACACUCUGAUAUACAAACUCUGGCAGGAAAGUGUGCCUACUAACAAUGGAUGCAGAGGGAAGGAAUCCUCAGCCUGAAGACGAAGGAAAUCUAUUGCUGAAGAAAACUCAGGACCUUAUCUUAACAAUGAUGGUGUGUGAUUAAAAUAGAUUUGUACAGUUGAUUUGUAUGUCAGGGCAAAGAUUGGUCACCUCCUACUCAGAUGGAGGGUAAAAAGGAGUUCAUGCAACCACUACAAGUAGCAAAAGAAUGUCCUCAGUGUCCUAACUAAAGCGGCGGUGUGUCAUGGGUGGAACAUCCUGCCACCCAGUCAAUAUGCAGUUCCACAUCCUGGUUUAACUGACAUGUUUGGAUUGUUAUGGCAGCCUGCUCCCAUAGCAAUGAAUUUCCUGAUCACUCAAGAUAGUUUUCCUGGGUCAGUUCUUUUUGACUUUUUGAAGUCCUACAUAAUGGAUCUCUGCAAAUAAUGAUUUACAAAACAGCAUGUCACUAAACAAAGUUUUUUCUGUUGAGCAUCCUCCCUCAAUAACUUCCAAAACAUUUUAUUCAUGCACGGUUACGAGGGGUAUUGCAACUGGUCACAAGUUAUUACUCCCAGUAGAAUUUAUUUAAUAGUGUUACAAAAAUCCUGACAUCCUUUCCGCUCGGCAUCCUUUUGUAUUCGGCAUUGCAUUUGUUGCACUUAGGUUAUCAAAGUUAAAAGUGUCAGAGUGAAAUAGUCAUCCUUUUACUAGCAAGGGCUCGUGGAAUUUUCUCCCCAAAAAAGAUUUGUUUGAAAUGGCGUCCUGUCGGGCUUCUGUUUAACAAAAAACUGGGAUCUUUUCAAUGUAAAACUGGUUGAUGGGAUGUAAAAUAGUCCAACCCACCUGCCUGUCUGUGAAGAGACAGAUUCUUUUCAAACUAAUGUUAACUCAGCCUUUUACACACUGAGACCUUUCUACUUUUCUUGUCCUGUCUGAAGUGUUACACAAAAAGCACUCUUGAGAAAAGGAUUCACUUCAGCUGCUUAAAAAACAUAGCUAUCGUUUAAUCUUAUUGCGAAGAGUCAUAUAGAAAUGUAUAAAUACAAAUAUCUUGAAUUGAAGUUGAGCUUUUAUGCCUGUAUUAUCCAGAAACAAAUCUUGCAGUUUUCAUUUAUCGGGAUAAAACCCCAGAUCAGUGUGUUUUGUACUGUAGGUGUGAGGCCUCCACACCAUCUGAUAGAUGCUGCUCAUUGUGCUCAACUUAAAAGAGAAGAAGUUUUAUACUUUAGAAGAAAAGAAGCCAGGCCGAAAAGGGUCCAAGAUGUGAAUCUGUAGCGGUUGAAGAUUAACAUGCCAAGUUUCAAGUAAUUAAAGAUCUUCCUUUUUUUAUUUUCACCAUUUCUUCUAAGCAGGGAAACUCCAAAGAUGUUAAAAAAAACAACAACACUAACAAAUGUUUAGCAUUUUUAAAUGACGAUUUGUGUUUCAGUAUAAUUUGUGUCAUGUUUGUACAACAGAAGAUGAAACCAAAUUUGUUCAAUAUAAAAUUCUAUAAAUCUGUGUUCAAAUGUUCAAAAAUACCUUCUGUUUUGAUUGAUGCUAUACUGUAUCAAAAUACAGUGCAUUUUUGCUGUAGACACAACUUAAAGGAAUAUAUCUGGCAAUAAAUGAGUGCUUAGGAAGCCUAUAAUUGUACAAGUUGUUCUAGCGAAUAAAAGUGUCUUAAUUUUAAGGCCACUUGGUUCACACAAAUAUUAAAGCUUUUUUCUCACAAAACCUUUUUUUUUAGUUUUGUGAGAAUAUUCUUUGCAUUUUCAAAACACAAAAGUCACUUUACUAAAGCAGAAGGUUGGAAUGAUGCUUACUUCCAGGAGUUACUUGUUAGUUUGUGUUUUGCAUUUAUUUUGCAGUGAUUGCAUUGCAUGAACCAACGACUGGAAGCAUUUUAACACUGAUUCCUACUGGAAUGAAGGCAAACCGUUUUCCUGAUGGUCCUUUUUGCAAUAGUUUGUAGAAGAGUAACCUUCACGUGAAUCAAAGCAGCAAAUCUAAAGGCAAAUGAAUUCAUAAAUCUUUUCACACA
Messenger RNA from Oryzias latipes (Japanese medaka), 5785 nucleotides. RefSeq names its product serine/threonine-protein phosphatase 6 regulatory ankyrin repeat subunit C. Gene Ontology annotation, molecular function: protein binding. Lineage: Eukaryota; Metazoa; Chordata; Actinopteri; Beloniformes; Adrianichthyidae. The record is from RefSeq and is a predicted model, not a curated record.